AUGAUCCUCCUAGCUGUGCUUUUCCUCUGCUUCUUCUCCUCAUACUCUGCCUCUGUGAAAGGUCACACAACUGGUCUCUCGUUAAACAAUGAGCGGCUAUACAAGCUCACGUACUCCACUGAAGUGUUUCUUGAUGGGGGCAAAGGAAAACUGCAAGACAGCGUGGGCUACCGGAUCUCAUCUGAUGUAGACGUUGUGCUACUGUGGAGGAAUCCUGAUGGUGACGAUGACCAGCUGAUCCAAGUCACGAUAACAGCUGUCAAUGUGGAAAAUGUGAACCAACAGAGAGGAGAGAAGAGCAUCUUCAAAGGCAAAAACACAGCUAAGAUCAUAGGAAAGGACAACCUGGAGGCUCUGCAGAGACCCAUGCUGCUUCAUCUAGUCCGGGGAAAGGUCAAAGAAUUCUACUCAUAUGAAAAUGAACCUGUGGGCAUAGAAAAUCUCAAGAGAGGCUUGGCCAGCUUAUUCCAGAUGCAAUUAAGCUCUGGAACCACCAAUGAGGUGGAUAUCUCUGGGGACUGUAAAGUGACCUACCAGGCUCAGCAAGACAAAGUGGUCAAGAUUAAAGCCCUGGAUACAUGCAAAAUUGAGAGGUCUGGAUUUACAACAGUUAAUCAGGUGCUGGGUGUCAGUUCAAAAGCCACCUCUGUCACCACCUAUAAGAUAGAGGACAGCUUUGUCACGGCUGUCUCUGCAGAAGAGACAAGGGCUUUUUCCUUGAACUUCCUACAGACGAUUGCAGGAAAAAUAGUAUCGAAGCAGAAUUUGGAGCUGAAGACGACUGAAGCAGGUCCGAGGCUGGUCCCUGGGAAGCAAGUUGCAGGUGUAAUUAAAGCUCUUGACUCGAAGUACACAGCCAUUCCCAUAGUGGGGCAGGUCCUCCCGAAGACCUGCAAGGGCUGUCCUUCUCUGGCGGAACACUGGCAGUCUAUCAGAAAACACCUGGAGCCUGACAACUUGUCCAAAGCCGAGGCCGUCAGCAGCUUCCUGGCCUUCAUUCAGCACCUCAGGACGGCAAAGAGAGAAGAGAUCCUGCAGCUUCUGAAGGCAGAGAAGAAGGAAGUGCUGCCUCAGCUGGUGGAUGCUGUCACCUCCGCUCAGACUCCAGACGCCUUGGAAGCCAUCCUGGACUUCCUGGAUUUCAAAAGCGACAGUAGCAUUGUUCUCCAGGAGAGGUUCCUCUAUGCCUGUGGGUUUGCCUCCCACCCCGAUGAAGAACUCCUUCGAGCCCUCCUUAGUAAGUUCAAAGGCUCGUUUGCUAGCAAUGACAUCCGAGAAACAGUUAUGAUCAUCAUCGGAGCUCUUGUCAGGAAGCUGUGCCAGAAUGAAGGCUGCAAGCUCAAAGCAGUGGUGGAAGCUAAGAAGCUAAUCCUGGGAGGACUUGAAAAGCCAGAGAAAAAGGAGGACACCAUGAUGUACCUGUUGGCUCUGAAGAAUGCCUUGCUUCCCGAAGGCAUCCCGCUCCUUUUGAAGUAUGCGGAGGCUGGAGAGGGUCCUGUCAGCCACCUGGCUACCACUGUGCUCCAGAGAUAUGAUGUUUCCUUCAUCACAGACGAGGUGAAGAAGACCUUGAACAGGAUAUACCACCAGAAUCGUAAGGUUCACGAAAAGACCGUGCGCACGGCUGCUGCUGCUGUCAUCUUAAAGAACAACCCAUCCUACAUGGACGUGAAGAACAUUCUGCUGUCUAUUGGGGAACUUCCCAAAGAAAUGAAUAAGUACAUGCUCACCUUUGUGCGAGACAUCCUGAAUUUUGAAAUGCCCUCAAGCAAAAUGAUCCGUCGAGUCCUCAAGGAGAUGGUUGCUCACAAUUAUGACCGUUUCUCCAAGAGUGGGUCCUCCUCCACCUAUACUGGCUACAUAGAACGUGGUCCCCAUGCGGCAUCCACAUACAGUCUUGACAUCCUGUACUCUGGCUCUGGAAUUCUCAGGAGGAGUAAUCUGAACGUCUUCCAGUACAUCGGAAAAGCAGACCUUCACGGCAGUCAGGUGGUCAUUGAAGCACAAGGGCUGGAAAGCUUAAUUGCAGCCACUCCCGAUGAAGGAGAGGAAAACCUUGACUCCUAUGCUGGCAUGUCAGCCAUCCUGUUUGAUGUUCAGCUCAGACCUGUCACUUUUUUCAGUGGAUACAGUGAUUUAAUGUCCAAAAUGCUGUCGGCAUCUGGCGACCCUGUCAGUGUGGUGAAAGGGCUCAUUCUGCUGAUAGAUCAUUCUCAGGAUAUUCAGCUACAGUCUGGACUAAAGGCUAAUAUGGAGAUCCAGGGUGGUCUGGCUAUUGAUAUUUCAGGUUCAAUGGAAUUCAGUCUGUGGUAUCGUGAGUCCAAAACCCGGGUGAAAAAUCGGGUGGCAGUGGUCAUAACCAGCGACGUCACAGUGGACUCUUCUUUUGUGAAAGCUGGCCUGGAGAGCAGGGCAGAGACGGAGGCGGGCCUGGAGUUCAUCUCCACAGUCCAGUUCUCACAGUAUCCGUUCCUGGUCUGCAUGCAGAUGGACAGGGCUGAAGCUCCGUUCAGGAAAUUUGAGACAAAGUACGAAAGGCUGUCCACGGGCAGAGGUUAUGUCUCUCGAAGAAGAAAAGAAAGCCUGGUGGCUGGAUGUGAACUCCCGCUCCAUCAGGAGAACUCCGAGAUGUGCAACGCGGUGUUCCCCCCUCAGCCAGAGAGUGCUAGCUCGGGCGGAUGGUUUUGAAACCCAUGAGUGGUGCUUCCCUUGGAACCAUUUCUUUGUGAGCUGUGUGCUUUGAUGUGCCUAAUCUUCGCUCUCCGAGAGCACAGUGUUUACAUGUGUACCUGUAUUUAAGAUGUUUGUGAAGAGCCACGGAGAACUUCAAUGAAUUAAAUUUCAGCCUAUUCAGGAGAUGCCCCAGUGUCACUCUGAGUCACCAUAUGACACUUGCAACAACAUGCCUAUUUUUUGUUCUUUGCAAAAGUUCUGAGUACAGUGAAUCUAGUUUUGUUUUAAGAAGAAGCUAGUGUCUGUAUAAACAAAGAAAACAAAAACAAAACCCCCAAACCAUAAAGGCUUAGGCAAAUAUGAAUUUGAUUUAACAACUUUCAGCCAGAGUGAACCCUUGACAGAACCUUAAGCUUGCCUUCUAAGAAGCACAUUGCCUAAGCGGGGCAGGAGUGGAGGGACCCCAAGCAAGCCAUUUUUCUCCCUUUUUUCUUUUUCUUCUUCCUCUCUUUUUUUUUUUCUUGGUGUGCUUUUUUCCAAAAGGUUCAGAGAGAGGGUGGAGAUAAGACUUAAAAUUUUUGUUAGUCAAUCUCAAGAAUUAUUAUUUAUGUUUUAUGUUAGUUUUAUAAGCCUAAAAGUGACAGGAUUAAAGCAUACUGUGACAUGUCCCUGCUAGCCCUGCAGUGAGACCACUUGGAAAUCACUCUCCCUAAUUUUGGAAUUAUCAUACAGGAAUAAAAAUAGUUGAGUCUCAGAGCAUCCGUAGUUUUUCUCAGGAUGUGUCUUUUGGAUGCUGUAGCGUGGUACACAGGUCUUUGGAGAACACACCCUGUAGGCCCCACUUUCUACC
This is a messenger RNA of Chionomys nivalis (European snow vole), 3523 nucleotides long. RefSeq names its product microsomal triglyceride transfer protein (gene Mttp). The record is from RefSeq and is a predicted model, not a curated record. Gene Ontology annotation, molecular function: lipid binding. Bases 1 to 2688 code for a protein of 895 amino acids. The transcript is spliced from 18 exons. Gene Ontology annotation, cellular component: basolateral plasma membrane; Golgi apparatus; endoplasmic reticulum. Gene Ontology annotation, biological process: lipoprotein metabolic process; cholesterol homeostasis; lipid transport. Lineage: Eukaryota; Metazoa; Chordata; Mammalia; Rodentia; Cricetidae.